Messenger RNA from Penicillium taxi, 765 nucleotides. Its product is annotated as putative nuclear distribution protein RO10. The transcript is spliced from 2 exons. Lineage: Eukaryota; Fungi; Ascomycota; Eurotiomycetes; Eurotiales; Aspergillaceae. The record is from RefSeq and is a predicted model, not a curated record. The coding region runs from base 1 to 765 and encodes 254 amino acids.
AUGUCCAUAGAAAGCGAUAUGCUCGCUGGAGCUACCAUCGAGCUCCUUGAGGCACGUUUGCGACGCCUGACCUACCUCCUGGGCGGCGCUACAGACUGGACAGGGGUGCCAACCACAUCCAAGAAACCUUCCUCACUCGAUGAAACAGUAUCGCGGCGACUGGCCAGUCUAGAAAGGAAUCUGGACAAGCUAAGCCGGAGUGUCCCGGCCGUUAGAGAUGUGGCAGUCUGGCGCGUACGAUCGCACCCACCCAAGCAUAUACUCAAGUAUUCUAUCUCGGGCUUUUGGAAGGCUUUGAGUCCUUUCUUUUGUCUGAAUACGCUUUUUCAGUUUACUAACCAGGCCAAUGAAUUUCCAGACGACCGCUAUCCAGACCUUUUCCAAGCACCACCCCCUCAAGAUAUCCCCGAAGGCCUCUCAACUCAAACCCUCGCCUCUAUCGUCCUCUCAUACGCAACCGCUUUCCCAGAGACAUCAUCUCGCCUCACAUCUUUGAAUGACUUGCCUCUCCCCGAUGCUGAGAGCUCGGCUGCACUGAUCGAGCUACAGCCCCAGAUGGACCGACUAGCACAAGUUCAAGCUAACCAGGCGGAAAUCAUCUCUGAGCUGCGUGUACGGACAGCACGAGUACUUCAGCGAUGGUAUGAGGUUGGGCUUUUGGGUAGUGGGGAGUGCUGGGCAGAAUGGGAGGGUCGACUUGAGGAUGUUGAGCGGGAAGUGCGACGGCAUGAGGUGUUGAAGGAGAAGAGGGAGAAUGAGAUCUGA